UUCACUUUUAUAGCACUCUUAUGUUAUGCUUACAGAUUCCCAAAUUAAUAAUCAUUCAAGCUACAUCAGUCGAUACGGUGCUGACUAUGGUACUAAAUGGAUUUAUUUUCCGGACGAUGACGGGGAAUAUCACUACAUAAAUCUAACAAAUACUGAAAAUGAUGACAAUUUCAUACGGGACGCAAUGUAUGAUGAAAUGGAAUUCAGAUUAUAUCUGAGGAACGACUCGAACAGUUUUAUUUUGCUAGAUGAACGGGGACGGUUGGCCAACAGGAGAGACGUUUGUUACAUAAAAAAUAUUUUCAUACCCGAAAUGCCUCUUAAAAUAAUAACUCAUGGUUGGCUAUCUUCGGUGGAUGCAAAUGGAGUAUCGAGUAUAAAAAAUGCGUACUUGGAAACUAAAAAUGUCAAUGUGAUGACUGUGGAUUGGAGCUAUACAGCAAGUUCUAUAUUUUAUCCGUGGGCGGCAAAUGCGACUAAAACUAUCGGAGCCAGAAUAGCCAGUCUACUGGAUGGGUUAAACAAACUAUACAACGUGACUGGUAAUCAGAUACACCUUAUUGGUCACAGCCUUGGAGCUCAUGUUAUGGGUAUAGCGGCCUCUACAACCAGCAGCACUGUGCAUAGGGUCACGGGUCUCGAUCCAGCAAGACCUUUUUUUGAAUACCCGCCUAAAGAUGACGAUGCGAAACUAGAUUCUUCUGAUGCAAAUUUUGUCGACGUAAUUCACACCUGUGGUGGUCUAUUAGGGUUUGAAGGAUCAAUUGGUACAGCCGAUUUUUUCCCUAAUAAAGGAGUUGCCCCGCAACCAGGAUGCGAUAAUAUUUUCAAGAUCUUCGAAGCGUGCAGCCACGGCCGAUCAUUUUUUUACUUUACGGAAUCAAUCAAAUAUCCGAAAUCUUUUCCAGCUUAUCAAUGUCAAACGUGGCUUAAGUUUCUAGAACAUCGAUGUGUUCAUAAUGGAUUUAUGGGAGAAAGUGCCAAUGGGAAUAUGUCUGGAAAAUAUUUUUUGAAAACAAACUCAUUUGAACCAUUUGGUUUACGCGCUAAUUGAGAAAGUUAUGCGUAUUUAACUGCAAAAUAGUGAAGGGAAAAACAGGACCCUGUUGCUAGGACUUCGCUGUCCAUCCGUCCAUUCAUCUGUCAAGCACCAAGCCGCAUUCAGUAUUUUUAUUUUUAUCAACUUAAAAGUUGAAUCAUUUCACCAUAACGAUAAACAUGCCAUAACCAACCAAGGUCAAUAGUAAAGUAAAAUAGUAAUUUUAAAAAUUUUGUAUGCCCUUGAAGGUAAAUAAUGCAAGAAAAUUGUUUUUUAUGUAACAUCUUGCUUUGCAAACCUAUUCGUAUUGCAUAAAUAUUCAUGUUUUCAAGACUAUCUCUUCAUUAAAAUCAGUAAUUACCUUAUCAUUACGAUUUUUAAAGUCAAGAAUGAAUCGGAAUCAAUCCGUGUGGAAGACUUCGUGUAAUAUUGAAUAUUCACAACAUGACAACGGUCUACUAUGCCUUACCUACGUUGGUUUCCAUUUAUUCGAAAGAAUAUCCAUUUUUGGUCACUUCCGAAAUCACUGGUGGUCACACUAUUUUAUUAUUUUUAAGAUGCAAAUUAUAUGUUUGUAAAUAAAAGGAUAUUAUGCUUA
Messenger RNA from Helicoverpa zea (corn earworm), 1637 nucleotides. Its product is annotated as pancreatic triacylglycerol lipase-like. Gene Ontology annotation, biological process: lipid metabolic process. NCBI's taxonomy places the organism in Eukaryota, Metazoa, Arthropoda, Insecta, Lepidoptera, Noctuidae. The record is from RefSeq and is a predicted model, not a curated record. The transcript is spliced from 4 exons. Gene Ontology annotation, molecular function: lipase activity. The coding region runs from base 26 to 1054 and encodes 342 amino acids.